Molecule: messenger RNA, 3291 nt
Organism: Teleopsis dalmanni
Lineage: Eukaryota; Metazoa; Arthropoda; Insecta; Diptera; Diopsidae
Exons: 3
Coding region: 1-3291 (1096 amino acids)
Biological process (GO): DNA integration
Molecular function (GO): nucleic acid binding
Source: RefSeq, a predicted model, not a curated record
AUGGCGAUUCAACUGGCGGCCGAUGUCUCAUCUGUUUUGGCAGACGGUCAGUUCCAUCUCAGGAAAUGGAAAUCGAAUAGCGCUGAAGUCUUGGCACAUCUUCUUGGCGAUGCUGAUCCAUGUCAGCUUAAUUCGCACUUGGCAGAAACUACUGUUCUUGGCUUACACUGGGAUCCAUUCACUGAUGAACUCUUCUAUCAGUAUUUGGUGGACAAAUUUGAAACACAAUACCCAAUAGGCGCUGCACUCAUUAAAUCAUCGUUCUUUGUCGACGACUUCUUAGGUGGAGCAGAUUCCAUUGAUCAACUCACCAAUAUCAGACAUCAGUUAACGGCCAUUCUACAGAAGGGUUGCUUCGAUCUUGACAAAUGGCAUUCAAACCAUCAUGACUUCAUCAGCGAUACUACAACAAAGAGUUUGAAUCUUGAUACAGAUACAGUCACCAGCGCCCUAGGCAUCAAGUGGCACCAAAUGCAAGAUGUUUUCCUAUUUUCGUUCAAUGCGCAACCAGGUCAAAUUGUAACAAAACGCACCAUUUUAUCCCUUGCGUCUUCAUUAUUCGACCCGCUUGGAUUACUAGCACCGAUCAUACUCGUAGCAAAAAUUAUGAUGCAAGAAUUGUGGCUGUUGCGUGUGGACUGGGACGAGUCAGUCCCUCAAAAUCUUCACUCAGCUUGGAAAACAUUUAUUCAAGAUCUUACAACGCUUUCAUCGGUUAAGGUGCCGAGAUACUGCCUAUCAAUAAACCAUCAACAGGUUGAUGUACACGGUUUCUGUGACGCUUCAAUACGCGCAUAUGGUUGCUGCAUAUUUCUCCGAUCACAAAACACAUCAGGUAAGGUGACGGUCAAGCUAUUUACUGCAAAAUCCCGUGUGGCACCUAUAAAGCGGAAGUCGCUACCUAAACUAGAACUCUGUGGUGCCUUACUUCUUGCCAAACUGUAUCAGAAGGUCCAACCAAUAUUUGCGCAAUUUAAGGGUGAAACGUUUUUUUGGACUGAUUCACAGAUUGUAUUACAUUGGUUGAAGCAGCACUCAUCAACCCUGUCUGCAUUCGUUGGCAAUCGAGUAGCGGAAAUUCAAGAUAUUACCGCAAAUGGGCAAUGGAGACACGUUCCUACCCAAUCCAAUCCGGCAGAUGUUGUGUCGCGCGGCUGUAACAUCCGCCAAUUAACAGAGUCCUGUUGGUUCACGGGGCCGGAAUUUUUGUUACUCGCUGAUAAAUACUGGCCGCAUUUGAAAUGUCACAACCUGGAUAUGGAAGAAGUCAAUAAAGAGACGCGAAAGGUUGUAUUUGUUAACACAAAUGAAGACAACUACGUAUUACAGGUAUUGUCAAGAUAUAGUUCAUACACUAAGAUGCUACGAGUAAUAGCGCAGGUACAGCGAUUCUAUCAUGUAACCAAGAAUAAAUUGACGAACGGAGAAUGUACCCUCCAACCUAUUCAGCUACAAAAGGCAUUGCACUGUAUUAUUUGGGUCAUCCAACAGCAAUUCUUCGAAAUUGAUAUACAACGCCUACAACGAGGAAACCCAGCCGAAGGUACAUUAAAGCAUCUAAAUCCCUUCCUGGACAAUGUAUUCGGUUAUCAAUUACUAAAGGUGGGAGGUCGCCUCGAGCUGAGUGACAUCUCAGUAGGCCAACGUCACCCUAUUUUGUUGCCGAAGGGCUGUUAUUUUGUGGAACUUUAUGUUCGGCAUGUACACUUGUGCAACUAUCAUGCAGGCGCAAAGGCACUAAUUGCCCUGACUCGACUAAACUUCUGGAUAAUUAAUAUUCGAGAAAUUGCACGCCGAGUCGUGCUCUCGUGUAUUCACUGCGUGCGUUAUAAACCCAAACUACUUAAUCAAAUGAUGGGUAAUCUCCCAAUCGAACGCCUCACUCCAAGUCGUCCUUUCGCGCGUACUGCGGUAGAUUUUUGCGGUCCGAUAUUAACGUAUCUCCGAAUUCGGGGACGGGUUCCAUAUAAGACCUAUAUAGCCGUGUUCGUUUGUUUGUCUACAAAGGCAGCUCAUCUAGACGUGUCAGACUUAUCUACGGAGGCAUUUAUUGCAGCACUGAAAAGGUUAAUCGGUAGACGAGGGUUACCAUCAGACAUCUAUUGCGAUAACGCCACAAACUUCGUUGGGGCUAACAACAAACUAGCAGAGUUAAAAAGGAUGUUUUUCGAGAAGUCUAAUCAAGUGAUGCUGCAGACCCUUUGCAGCAACCAAUUCAUAAAUUUCAAUUUUAUACCGCCCCGAGCACCUCACUUUGGAGGUCUAUGGGAAGCGGCUGUAAAAAGCGCGAAAGGCCAUCUGUAUCGAACACUAUCAAAUACUCGAUUCACCUUUGAGGAGCUUGGAACAGCACUGAUUGAAAUCGAAGCCAUCUUAAAUUCGCGACCAAUCACACCUCAUUCUUGUGACCCGAGCGACUACGAAGCGCUAACGCCGGCACAUUUUCUUAUCGGUGGGCCGCUCAAAACUUUAUCUGAACCAAGUCCUCAGUAUGAAGCUGCUUCAUUAAUUGAUAAAUGGUCUCGUAUAACCGCGGUCAAACAUCACUUCUGGCGCAGAUGGUCUAGAGACUAUCUGAAUGAGCUGCAGAUACGCACCAAAUGGACAGAAGAACAAUCUAACAUCACCGAGGGGGCUCUGGUUAUAAUCCAUGAAGACAAUAUGCCUCCACUACGCUGGUUGAUGGGCCGAAUCGUGCAUUGCAUCAGGGGUCCAGAUAAUUUGGUUCGUGUUGUUGAUGUGCAAACCCCAAAAGGAGUAAUACGCCGUCCAAUCCACAAACUCGCACUAUUACCAAUUGAAAAUCCUUUCAAGGGGGGCGGGAUUCAUUCUGUUAAAAUUGGUACAGAAAUUGAGUUAGAAGGUAAUGAUAUGACUGAUUUUUAUGAAUACAGGCUACCAAAUGUAAAUUUAAAUAAGAAAAUUAAUAUGGAUAAACGUUAUAAGUUGCUAUUAAAAACAGUAAAUUUUGACAGAAAUUUAAAUCUAGAGGAAAGAAGGUUGAUAACAAAAACAAUUGAAGAAUAUAGUGAUGUGUUUCAUUUAAUAGGACAUAGACUAACAUACACACCUGUGUUGAAACAUGAGAUUCCAACAGAGCCAGGGCAGAUACCAAUAAACCAACGCCAAUAUAGAUUACCCGAAACACAUAAAGAAAAGAUAAAUAAACAAGUUAAUAAAAUGCUGGAGGAGGGAAUUAUAACCAAAAGCAAGUCACCAUGGAAUUCACCAAUAAUUCUAGUACCUAAAAAACCUGGUACAGAUGGAAAAAAAAAUGGCGUUUGGUGGUAG